AUUUGGUUCCACAAUAUAACAGUAUCAUAGUAAUCAUAAAGAUUCACUGAUAUUAUCAAUCGAGAACCAAUCAUAUUUGAAGAAAAUGAAGAUUCUGAAGAUAUCUCUUUGCCUAGCAUUUCUGUUAGGGGCAAACUCUGAAAAAAUAUCGUGUUCCUAUUCUGAUGGAUCUACAACGAGUCUAGACUGUCCAGACUUACCGAAACAUGUUUCUGAAUUUGAUAUUUGUGAUGACGCUGCCCGUUUCGGAUGUAGACCAAAAUCAAUUAAACCGGUUACCCUGGGUUCAUACUCGGACCAACAAAGACCUCAAACACCAGAAAAUCAAGAGUCAAGAUAUCGUCUUUCUACAGAACGUUCACGGUCGGGACCUCAAGACAGAUCAAAAAGCCACCAAGAAUUUGAUGGAAGAACUAGAAAAUCAGCUGAAAACGUUAGACGAGGCAAUGGCAAAGAAAGAGAAGACGAUAUAAAAGGAGAAAGAUUUACUCAUUUUGGUCCUGAUUCUGCAUCCUUUAGAAGAGAAGAAAUGGAAUUGCAAAAUCAUGAGCGAGCCUUCAUGGAAGAAACAGCAAACAAUAGAAUUAGAACAGAAAAAGAAGAAACAUUCCCAAAACUCAAAGAACAAGGUGCUUGUGGUGGUUCCAAUUCUAGGGGACCUCUUGGAAAAGAGGAAAAUAUAUCGUCUUUUGCGGAAGAGAGAGAAAAUAAUCAAGAUUCUAGAAGACCCACUGACUCAAGAUUUGACUCAAACAUACGACUUCCUCACAGGCCUAGAGAACAAACAUCGUUCCAAAAUUCCCAUGACAAAAUAGAUUUCCCAACAAACGAGAAAAGAACACCACGAAGCCCAGAAAUGGAAGCAAAACGGUCACCACGUUCUGGUCCGAAUUCUAGACAACCCUCUGAGCGACAGGAAAAUGUAUCGCAAACCGGACGAAGAUCUCCCACGGAAGAGAAAGCAAAUAAGGAAGAUCGAAAAAGACAAGAAGGAUCAUCUCAGAGGCUUGGUCGAAGUGAAGAUAGUCCUCGAAAAUCCAGAGAAGACACGGCACGAAAAUUUAUUCCUGAAGAACAAACACAACGAUUUGGACUUGACGGAAGACGUUUUUCCCGAAAGCACGAUACUUCAAGAAAGGAGGAAGACAUACGGCGUGGAAAAAUAUCCACAGAUGAGCAGCGAUUUGGAACCGUUGAAGAUAGAAUAGGACAUUUGCCACGUAAUAAAGGAUCACGAAGCAGAGAGGGUAUAAGAACAGGGUUGUCAGCGGACAGAAGACCAGAAAAUCCACGUGAAAGACUGGGUAGAAAUGAACAUGAACGAUCAGAAAGGAACGACAAUCAAGAAAGGGUCCUUGGAGAGCGUCCAGAACGAUCCCAAAAACGUAGUAGAUUCUCCAGCUUUCAGGAUAAUGACGGAUGACCUGAAUUAGAUGAAUUAAUAUUAGAGAAGAUGUUGAAUAUAUUACUAAAUUGUUGACUUUAUUUAUUAUUACUGUUAUUCUAAUCCAAGCAGCAUGUAUGUUUAAUAAAAAGUGAGAAUAA
Messenger RNA from Zophobas morio, 1545 nucleotides. Its product is annotated as trichohyalin-like. The record is from RefSeq and is a predicted model, not a curated record. The transcript is spliced from 2 exons. Lineage: Eukaryota; Metazoa; Arthropoda; Insecta; Coleoptera; Tenebrionidae. The coding region runs from base 86 to 1423 and encodes 445 amino acids.